Puma concolor (puma) is the source of this 1789-nucleotide messenger RNA. NCBI's taxonomy places the organism in Eukaryota, Metazoa, Chordata, Mammalia, Carnivora, Felidae. The record is from RefSeq and is a predicted model, not a curated record.
GCGCCUCCUUGGGAUAUCUGCGGGCGCGAAUCCUAAGGUUCUACGAGCUGCGGGAUUUGAAGAAAAAUUAUGGAGAAAUGGCACUUGAUGACAAUUGUGGUCUUAAUAGGACUAACAGUACGGUGGACAGUUUCUCUUAAUUCUUAUUCAGGUGCUGGAAAACCCCCUAUGUUUGGUGAUUAUGAAGCUCAGAGACACUGGCAAGAAAUUACUUUUAAUUUACCCAUCAAACAAUGGUAUUUUAACAGUAGUGAUAACAAUCUACAAUAUUGGGGAUUGGAUUAUCCACCUCUUACAGCCUAUCAUAGUCUUUUAUGUGCAUAUGUGGCAAAGUUUAUAAAUCCAGACUGGAUUGCUCUCCAUACAUCACGUGGAUAUGAAAGUCAGGCACAUAAGCUCUUUAUGCGUACCACAGUGUUAAUUGCUGACUUGCUGAUUUAUAUACCAGCAGUAGUUUUAUACUGUUGUUGUUUAAAAGAAAUCUCAACUAAGAAAAAGGUUGCUAAUGCAUUAUGCAUAUUGCUGUAUCCAGGCCUUAUUCUUAUCGACUAUGGACAUUUUCAGAACAUAUAUAAUUCUGUGAGUCUUGGCUUUGCUUUGUGGGGUGUUCUUGGAGUAUCUUGUGACUGGGACCUGCUAGGCUCGUUGGCAUUUUGCUUAGCUAUAAAUUAUAAACAGAUGGAACUUUACCACUCUUUGCCAUUUUUUUGCUUUUUACUCGGCAAGUGUUUUAAAAAAGGCCUGAAAGGAAAGGGGUUUGUAUUGUUAAUUAAGCUAGCUUGUACGGUUGUAGCUUCCUUCAUUCUCUGCUGGCUGCCAUUCUGUACAGAAAGGGAGCAAACACUGCAAGUUCUAAGAAGACUCUUCCCAGUUGAUCGUGGAUUGUUUGAGGAUAAAGUAGCCAAUAUUUGGUGCAGCUUCAGUAUCUUUCUGAAGAUCAAGGAUAUUUUGCCACACCACUUCCAGAUAAUAAUCAGCUUUUGUUUUACAUUUUUGAGCCUGCUUCCUGCAUGUGUAAAAUUAACACUUCAGCCCUCUUCCAAAGGAUUCAGAUUUACUCUGGUUAGCUGUGCACUAUCAUUCUUUUUAUUUUCUUUCCAAGUACAUGAAAAGUCCAUUCUCUUGGUAUCAUUACCAGUCUGCUUAGUUUUAAGUGAAAUUCCUUUUAUGUCUACCUGGUUUUUACUUGUGUCAACAUUUAGUAUGCUACCUCUUCUACUGAAGGAUGAACUCCUAAUGCCCUUAGUUGUGACAACGAUCGCAUUUUUUAUAGCUUGUGCAACUUCCUUUUCAAUAUUUGAAAAGACUUCUGAAGAAGAACUUCAGUUGAAAUCCUUUUCCCUUUCUGUUAGGAAAUAUCUUCCAUGUUUUACAUUUCUUUCCAGAAUUAUACAAUAUUUGUUUCUUAUCUCAGUCAUCACUAUGGUACUUCUGACACUGAUAACUGUCACACUGGAUCCUCCUCAGAAAUUACCGGACUUAUUUUCUGUAUUGGUUUGUUUUGUAUCCUGCUUACAUUUCCUGUUCUUCUUAGUCUACUUUAACAUUAUAAUCAUGUGGGAUUCCAAAAGUGGAAGAAACCAGAAGAAAAUCAACUAGGUACAUCUGCAAACACGUGAAAAUAUUAACAGUGCUUAAACGGUUUUUGAACUUUUUGCUGUGAAUAAAUAAAAUUAUCAUUUUGAGGAUCAUGGAAUUACAGGGAAAAGAUGGUGAAAAGUCAUUGUUGUCUAUACAAAGUAAAUUUAUAUGGGAUCCAAGCCCAGUGGAGGCUUUUAUUUUCUAACUA